AUGCCUAAAGCCGCACCAUGCGUGGGGUCUUCCCAUGGCUGGUUGGCCUUUAACCACCUUCAGAAUUGUCAUCCUUAUCUCUACAACCCAUUGAUGGAUUCUCCUCAUUUCCCCUACAUUCCCCUCCCUUCCAUCGAAACCCUCCCUUCCUUUCUCGCCGCACGCCUUUUCAAAUCCGAUCACUUCUCCCCUUCCCCUUCUCUCAACACCCAGUUCCUAAUCUCACUUUACAAGAUCACGAAUAUCGAGGAGGAGGACGCAGAUGAGCUCGCCGUUUACCCCAAAGACAUUGAUUACUUUUAUGUACGAAGGCUUGUUAUGUCAUCACCCCCAUCUCUCCCCUUUUAUUCAUCAGAUUCAUCUUCUCCCGGAAAUGAUUGCACUAUAAUGGCCAUCCACAGCGGCUCCGACAGUCUUGCCUUCUGCAAACCGGGCGAUGAUAGCUGGACCGACUUGGAGGGUUCGCUCGGAUGUUAUUCUGAUCUCAUAUAUUCCAGCAAGAAUCACCGAUUUUAUGCAAUGAGAUCAGAUUAUAGCAUUGAAGCUUGGGAUCUCAGAGACCCUUCUUCUCCCAAAUAUCAAGUUUUUGAUAGUCCCGACUUUUGUCCUGGGAAGCUUUACCACAAAUUUAAGGGAUCUUAUAAUUUUACAUUCACAAAUUACUUAGUUGAAUCCUCGGGGGAUCUUUUGGUGCUUCGCAGAUUUAUAGCCCUAAGUGUUGCUGAAACUGAAUUUGUGCAUCCUCGUAGGUCUGAAGACGAUGUGGUGAAUAACAUUAAUGAUGAUGAACGAGAAAAUCUUUUCCUUCAAGAUGAUGAUGCUUAUUGGACUCUGGGAUUUGAUGUUCAUAAGUUUGAUUUCGAUCAGAGUAAGUGGGAACCUGUGGAUUGCUUAGGUGACCGAGCACUGUUUGUGGGUUCUAAUCAUUCCUUUUCUCUCUCAACUUGCCAUUAUCCCGAGCUGAUGAAGAAUUCUAUCUACUUCACUGAUCAUUUCCUCGAAGGAUUUAACCAAAUAUAUGAUGGCCAUGACAAUGGUGUCUUUCACCUAGCAAAAAACUGCAUAAAACCUUAUUAUCCAAGAAGGUUGAAGAUCAUUAACCCACCUCCAGUUUGGGUUGCCCCCAACACAAUGUAG
Cornus florida is the source of this 1137-nucleotide messenger RNA. RefSeq lists its product as uncharacterized. Bases 1 to 1137 code for a protein of 378 amino acids. The record is from RefSeq and is a predicted model, not a curated record. The transcript has a single exon. NCBI's taxonomy places the organism in Eukaryota, Viridiplantae, Streptophyta, Magnoliopsida, Cornales, Cornaceae.